AUGGCGCGACACGGCCACCGCCAUCAGGCUCGAAAGCACCCUUCUAUUGAAGAUAUUAUCGACAACAUCGACGACAUCUUCCAGGGCAAUGACAGGAAGUCCCCCUCUACUAUUACGUCCAUCAUCUAUGUGACCGCAAAACCGACGUUCUCUGGGCCUAUUGGCGGAUAUACAACAGCAACGGAUGACGGCGACCGCCCAAAGCUCACACCGUUCCCACCGUUGGAGACUCCUACGCGGUCAACGAGGAGACCCAGACCAACAGAAACCAGCGACGAAGAGGAGACGCCGACCCCGGAACCGACAACAGAACCGACAACUUCCACCCGCCGUCCUCGCCCGUCGUCCUCGUCGUCCUCCUCGCGGUCAUCUUCCCGUUCGACUCCUGCGCCAACGACAAGCAGUGAUGACUUCACUACCUCUACGUUGGCCCCAACACGGACGAUCGCCAGCAACUCAAAUGAUGCAGCUAUGGAGACAAGCUCAGGUUCUAGCUCUGCCACUGCUGUCCCAAGUGCUGGAGGAAUGAGUGCGGGCGCGAAGGCUGGUCUAGCAAUUGGCCUCAUUGCACUUGUUGCUAUUAUCGGUGGUGCUAUAUUCUUCUUCCUUCGCAAAAGGAAAAGAGAGCAGGAGGAAUUGGAGGAAAUCGACAACGAGAAAUCCUUCAGCAAUGCGGCCUCGAGUUUCCCACCACCUCCUACUUCUAGACCAACUACAUCCACUACUUCCCCCAUUGCACCAAAGCUCAACAUUCGGCCUGUGACUCAGUUUUCUCCGGAUUUUGGAGGUCCACUCCCCGGGGCAGCCAAAUCUCCUGGCAUGCUCAAUGUCUCUGGUGCUCUGCCCACCCCUCCAGCAUCCGCUAGUGGCUCGCGCAGCUUGACAGAUGGCCCGGGACCAUCUGCACCAGUCAAGUCACAUACUGCCACAAACUCUGAUCCAUUCAAUGACCCGGUCAACCCCUUCGACAACCCAAGCUCAGCUCCUUCAUCACCCCCUAACCGAACGCUUCCAGAAGCCCUCCAGGUCCGCACCCCCAGUGUUGGUUCAGAUAUUGGCCGCCCUGUGUCUCCCAUCUCUGAAGCCACUGUCAGCACUGGUGUCGUUGCAUCUGCUAGCGCCUUGGCUGCUGUUACCACUGCUACCACCGCUGUUGCUUCUGUUGCAUCCAGUGAGGAUGCUCGUAAAGAGCAGCAGCAGAAGCCCGCUCCUCCACAGAUUCCGGCUGCCACUCCCGCUCCAUCAAGCCCUGCCACGAGUACAGCCUCUGUCAUUAAUGUGGCACCAGCUGGAGCGCCUGCCGGGCCACCCCCUGGACCAAACAAUGUUUACCGUGUUCAGCUUGAUUUCAACCCUUCUAUGGACGAUGAAUUAGCCCUUCGGGCCGGCCAACUUGUCCGCAUGCUUCAUGAAUAUGAUGACGGCUGGGCUCUUUGUGUCCGCCUUGACCAGCCUCAGCAGGGUGUCGCACCACGAACAUGUCUCUCUUCCCGCCCUGUUCGCCCUCGUCCGCGUGGACCACCCCAAGGCCCAGGUCAGCGAGCCCCUGGCCCAGGCCCCAUGCCCCCAGCGGGCGGCCGUAACUCUCCUGGGCCAAACGCCAAUAGUCCCCGCUUCAAUCCUCCUGUCAACAGCCGACCAGCUUCACCCAAUGCAGGAUAUCGCCCUUACCCUCCGCCUCAAAAUAAGUUCAACGAAAUUCCCCGCUCGUUGUCUCCGGGCCCCGGUGCUGGUAGCCCAAGAAUUCCACAACCCCGAUCAAUGAGCCCAGGACCAUACGGGCCAGGUGGAAUGCAGAAGCCGGUUAUGCCUGCAGCCCAAAGACCAAGGAGCAACAGUGCUAGUGAUGCCGCCGCACCCUCAACUCCUGCAUCAGCUCUGGCAGCAACCUCAACGGAACCUGCGGAGAAACCAGAGCCAACCCGCAGUCCUCCACCAGCACUUGGACCUGUGAACCGCAAACCCGUUCCAGGUCAGGAGUCGUAG
Messenger RNA from Nannizzia gypsea CBS 118893, 1986 nucleotides. RefSeq lists its product as hypothetical. Gene Ontology annotation, molecular function: protein binding. The record is from RefSeq and is a predicted model, not a curated record. NCBI's taxonomy places the organism in Eukaryota, Fungi, Ascomycota, Eurotiomycetes, Onygenales, Arthrodermataceae. Bases 1 to 1986 code for a protein of 661 amino acids. The transcript has 2 exons.